Molecule: messenger RNA, 1725 nt
Organism: Exophiala bonariae
Lineage: Eukaryota; Fungi; Ascomycota; Eurotiomycetes; Chaetothyriales; Herpotrichiellaceae
Exons: 4
Coding region: 1-1725 (574 amino acids)
Biological process (GO): intracellular polyamine homeostasis; transmembrane transport
Cellular component (GO): plasma membrane
Molecular function (GO): polyamine transmembrane transporter activity
Source: RefSeq, a predicted model, not a curated record
AUGUCUCAUAGCCACCUGGAGAAGCAACCCAUAUCGGCGCCCGAUGCCAUAGACCGACCGUCAUCAACGCUCGCCGAUCGCUAUAGUGAGGAGGUCGGGAAUAAGUUCGAUGCUGCCCAUGAUGGCCAAUCUAUACAUUCUACCCAUACCCAAUCCACCACGACACAUUCCCAAGACGUGGAAAUCCAGACAGAUGUGCUACACCGGACGGUUACGCCGAAACUACCCACAGUCAGAGUACCGAGAUCGCGACGACGAGGCCUGUUUGCUCGCUUCACGUUGGUUGCCGAAGUUACGAAUCCAUACGACUAUCCCAACAAUUUGAAGUGGUUCAUUACUUUUAUCGUGGCUAUCGCGGGCGCUGCUGCUCCAGUGGGUAGCGCUAUCAUCCUGCCAACUCUCGACCAGGUAACCUCAUCGCUCCACACGACUCCCACUACAACCAACUUGGCUGUGGCUUUGUAUAUGCUCAGCAUGGCGAUAUUUCCGCUAUGGUGGUCUGCAUUUUCCGAAACAUCGGGCCGGCGGACUAUUUAUCUGACAUCGUUUGCUUUAUUCAUUCUGUUUUCCAUUCUGAGCGCCAUUGCAAAGUCCAUCUCGAUGCUUAUUGUUGUACGAAUGCUUGCUGGAGGUGCUGCCGCAUCGGUUCAAGCUGUCGGAGCUGGUACCAUUGCCGACAUUUGGCUAAGUGAGGAACGGGGUCGAGCCAUGGGCUACUUUUACCUUGGACCAUUAUGUGGUCCGUUCCUUGCACCAAUACUGGGUGGUAUUAUCGGACAGCAUUGGAACUGGCGGGCGACUCAAUGGGCCCUGGCGAUUUACGGAGUGUUGACGUGGAUAUUCGUCUUUUUCGCUUUACCAGAAACCCUUCAAAAGACCAAGAGUGUGAUCGGGACAGAAGAACUCGGGGGGAACUCAUCGGUGCAAGGUGGCUCUCGGCCUCCGUUGAGCCGGACCUCGACUCGAGAGAUCGCACAACAAAAGUCGAAGACAUAUUUGAAAGCCGCCCGAGUGAUGUUCAUAGAUCCACUGAAGGUCAUUGCUUAUCUCAGAUUCAUGCCUGUGCUGUUGACGGUAUAUUAUUCCGCUGUAACAUUUGGCUCACUGUAUGUCCUUAACAUCAGCAUUCAAUACACGUUCGAGCGAGAGCCAUAUGGAUAUCAAACCAUCAUCAUUGGCCUCUUGUACAUACCAAAUUCGCUUGGGUAUCUUCUUGCGAGCUUACUUGGCGGUCGGUGGAUGGACAACAUCAUGAAGCGAGAAGCAUUGAAGGCGAAUCGCAUAGAUGAACGAGGUAAAUUGAUCUACCAUCCUGAAGACCGCAUGCGAGAGAACGCGUGGCUGGGUGCCUGUUUGUACCCAGCAGCGUUCAUCUGGUAUGGUUGGACAGUUGAGAAAGGGGUUUUCUGGAUCGUUCCUAUGAUUGCGAAUUUCUUCUAUGGAGUCGGCUCUAUGCUGAUAUUUGCUAUGGCGACAACAAUGCUUACUGAGUUUAUGCCUGGGCGGUCUUCGUCAGGCGUCGCUCUGAACAAUCUCUGUCGAAACAUACUAUCGUGCAUUGGAGGCAUUGUCGGUGCUCCGCUUAUUGCGGCGAUUGGAAAUGGCUGGCUCUUUACUAUUCUUGGGCUCUGGACUUUGUCCAGUGCUUCGGUCAUUUGGGCAAUGAAGCGUUUCGGGCCGCGGUGGCGAGAAAAGAUGGACCGAGAACUUAAUGAGUCCCAAUAG